Indicator indicator is the source of this 2367-nucleotide messenger RNA. RefSeq names its product BMP/retinoic acid inducible neural specific 2 (gene BRINP2). Gene Ontology annotation, biological process: negative regulation of mitotic cell cycle; positive regulation of neuron differentiation. The record is from RefSeq and is a predicted model, not a curated record. NCBI's taxonomy places the organism in Eukaryota, Metazoa, Chordata, Aves, Piciformes, Indicatoridae. The coding region runs from base 1 to 2367 and encodes 788 amino acids. The transcript has 7 exons.
AUGGGGCGGCAGGACCUCCCGCGCACUGACGGGCCCCCGCCGAUGCUCCCGUGGCCGCUGGCCCUCCUGGCCCUGAGUGCAUGCUGUCGCUGGGGGGUGGCCAGUGGGGCGGGUGGCACCGUGCCCCAGCAGCAUGCUGCUCCCGCAACCCCUUCCUCCUCCUCCUCAUCCUCCUCUUCUGCCGGCCGAGCACCCCUCGACUGGCUCCUAACCGACCGGGGACCGUUCUACCGAGCCCAGGAGUACGUGGACUUCAUGGAGCGCUACCGGCAAGGUUUCACCACCAGGUACAGGAUCUACAGAGAGUUUGCUCGCUGGAAGGUGAAUAAUUUGGCCUUGGAGAGGAAAGACUUCUUCAGCCUGCCCCUUCCCCUGGCCCCCGAAUUCAUCCGCAACAUCCGUCUGCUGGGACGCCGGCCCAGCCCCCAGCAGAUCACUGACAGCAUCAUCAAGAAGUAUGGGACCCAUUUCUUGCUCGCCGCCACGCUGGGAGGAGAAGAGUCCCUGACCAUCUUUGUGGACAAGCGCAAACUGAGCCGGAGGGCAGAGUCAGCAGGGGGCACUGGGAACAGCUCAGGGGUCUCGCUGGAGACCCUGCACCAGCUGGCAGCCUCCUACUUCAUUGACCGGGAGAGCACACUGCGCCGGCUCCACCACAUCCAGAUCGCCACAGCUGCCAUCAAGGUGACCGAAACACGGACAGGGCCACUCGGCUGCAGCAACUAUGACAACCUGGACUCGGUGAGCUCCGUCCUGGUGCAAAGCCCCGAGAACAAAGUACAGCUCCAAGGGCUGCAGACAGUGCUCCCAUCCUACCUACGAGAGAGGUUCGUGGCGGCCGCCCUCAGCUACAUCGCCUGCAGCUCGACCGGGGAGCUGGUGUGCCGCCGGAGCGACUGCCGCUGCCAGUGCCAGCCUGCCUUCCCCCGCUGCAAUUGCCCUGAGGCCGACAUCCAGGCGCUGGAGAACAGCCUGGCCCAGCUCCGGCGAGCCUGGGAAAGCCACCACAGCCAGUUCGAAGAGUCAGAGGAGUUUCAGGCCUUGGUGAAGAGGCUCCCUGUGGAUCGUUUCCUGAACAAGACAGCCAUCUCCCACUUCUGGGCCAUGGACCUGGAUGUUCAGCAUCGCUACCAGCAGCUGGGCACCAGCCUGAAGCUGCUCUCCAGGAAAACCCACCGGCUCAUCCGGCGGCUCUUCAACCUCAGCAAGCGCUGCUAUCGCCAGCCCCGCUUCAAACUGCCAAAGGAGAGGUCCCUCCCUUACUGGUGGAGCCGUGCACAGUCACUCCUGUACUGCAGCGAGACCACCGUGCCUGGGACCUUCCUGGAGGAAAGCCACAGUUGCACCUGUCCCUCCGACCAGCCCUCCUGCCAGGGGUCCAUUCCAUGUGCCUUGGGCGAGGGCCCAGCCUGUGCCAGCUGUGCCGAGGACAACAGCACCCGCUGCGGGACCUGCAACCACGGCUACGUGCUCACCCAGGGCUUCUGCCGCCCUGAAGUGGCUGACUCGCUGGAGCACUACCUGGGGCUGGAGACAGACCUGCAGGACUUGGAGCUCAAAUACCUCCUGCAGAAACGGGACAGCCGCAUCGAGGUGCACUCCAUCUUCAUCAGCAAUGACAUGCGCCUGGGGAGCUGGUUUGACCCCUCCUGGAGGAAACGCAUGCUCUUGACCCUGAAGAGCAACAAGUACAAGCCCGGGUUGGUUCACGUGAUGUUGGCCCUCUCUCUGCAGAUCUGCCUCACCAAGAACAGCACACUGGAGCCCGUCAUGGCCAUCUACGUCAACCCCUUUGGGGGAAGCCACUCGGAGAGCUGGUUCAUGCCUGUCAACGAGGGCAGCUUUCCAGACUGGGAAAGGACUAACGUAGAUGCCUCUGCCCAGUGCCAAAACUGGACACUCACCUUGGGCAACAAGUGGAAGACCUUCUUUGAAACAGUUCACGUCUACUUGCGGAGCCGCAUCAAGUCUCUAGAUGACAGUUCCAAUGAGACAAUCUAUUAUGAACCCUUGGAGAUGUCAGAUCCUUCCAAGAACCUGGGGUACAUGAAAAUAAACAGCUUGCAAGUCUUUGGCUACAGCUUACCCUUUGAACCGGACGCUAUUCGUGACCUGAUCCUUCAGCUGGACUAUCCCUAUACCCAAGGCUCCCAGGACUCAGCCAUGCUCCAGCUCUUGGAGAUCAGGGACCGGGUGAACAGGUUGUCACCCCCUGGCAAAAUCCGCCUCGACCUCUUCACUUGCUUGCUCCGCCACAGGCUCAAGCUGGCCAACAAUGAGGUGGCGAGGAUCCAGUCCUCCUUGAGGGCCUUCAACGCCAAGCUGCCCAACGCGGUAGAGCAAGAGACAGGCAAGCUGUGCAGCUAA